UGGGGCGCCGCCUGGCAGGCAGGAGAGGCGAGCCGGGCGCCGGGAGAGCCGCCGCGCCAGAGCGCACGCCGGCGAAGAGGCAGGCAGGCAGGCCGGCUGCCCGUCCGGCAAGAUGGCGCAAGGCGGCCCUCGCCGCCGCGCAGGCUCCUCCCGUCCUCGCUGCCGCCGCUACUGCUUCUCCUCGAGGCGAAGGUUGAGGCGUUAGGCUCGGCCUGCCCCACGGACGGACGGUCGGAUCCCCGCACCCAUCGUCGGCCCGGCCUGGCUCCGAGGGCGCUCGUAUUUGGGCCCGGCGGCGGGCGCACGUGCGCGGCCGCUGCUUUGUGCAGCUCCGUGGGCUCCUCGCCACGCCUGCUUCGCCCAGGAGAGAAGCGAGGCAGCCGCGCCGGACGGGGCUUCGUCGCCGAGAGAAGGGUUCGGGGGAACCCGCCCGCGGGGAAAAGAAAGAGGACCUCUCCAAUCUUCCCGGAGCCAAUGGCUCCCCGCGGCUGGCCCUUGCCGCCGCUUUGCUCGCUCGCCUGCCUCCUGGUCGCCGCCGCCCUGGCAGCAGACUUGAGCCGCUCCACGGAACUCUCCUUUGCCAUCGAGCCCAGUGACCACAUAGCUGUGCAGGAGCAGCCGCUGGUUCUGUACUGCCAGGUGGAAGGGAUCCAGCCCAUCAGCAUCACGUGGCGCAAGAACGGGGUGCUGGUGGUGGACAAAGAGGACUCCUUCACACUCGCCAACGGCUCGCUGUACUUCUCCCACUUCCAGAAACUGAAGGGCGAUGGGUCCUCGGACGAAGGCGAGUACGACUGCAUGGCUCGGAAUCGCUUUGGGAUGGUGGUGAGCCGCAAAGCCAGGAUUCAAGCAGCAACUAUGUCUGACUUCCACAUCCACCCCCAGAGUGCAGUGGUGGAAGAAGGUGGUGUGGCCAGGUUUCAGUGCCAGAUCCAUGGCUUGCCAGAGCCUGUGAUCAUGUGGCAGAAGAACCAUCUCCCCAUCAAUACAGAAAACGACAGGUACACGCUGUUGCCCAAGGGUGUUUUGCAGAUUACUGGCCUGCGAGCUGAAGACACUGGGAUCUUCCACUGUGUUGCCACCAACAUUGCCAAUGUGAAGUUCAGCAGGGGAGCCAGGCUCACUGUGUCAGGUUCUCAUUCUCCCGUGUACAAGGAUCCCAUGAUUCUCGUGGGACCAGAGAACCUGACCUUAACUGUGCACCAGACUGCCAUCCUGGAAUGCAUUGCAACCGGAAACCCCAGGCCUAUCGUCUCCUGGAGUCGACUUGAUGGCCGACCGAUUGGCGUUGAAGGAAUUCAGGUCCUUGGGACAGGAAACCUGAUGAUCUCUGACCUCACUGUGCAGCAUUCUGGGAUAUAUGUGUGCGCAGCCAAUAAGCCUGGCACGAGGGUGAGGCGGACAGCCCAAGGAAGGUUGGUGGUGCAAGCUCCUGCAGAAUUUGUACAGCACCCGCAGUCUAUUUCCAGGCCCGUGGGGACCACCGCCAUCUUUACCUGCUUGGCACAGGGGGAACCUCCUCCACAGAUAACGUGGCUGAAGAACGGGCAGAUUUUAGAACCUACGGACCACAUUAAGCUAAAGAACAACAACAGCACGCUGACGAUCUACAGCAUCGGCCAGGCGGACGAGGCCAUCUACCAGUGCAUUGCAGAGAACAGUGCUGGCUCCACCCAAGCCAGCGCCAGGCUGACGGUGCUGUGGGCCGAUGGGCUGCCCGGCCCGCCCCAGAAGGUGAGAGCUACGACCGUCUCGGCCACCACCAUCCAAGUGCUGUGGAGUGAGCCGCUGCAGAACACCAAGGAGAUCAUCGGCUACGUCCUACACAUCAGGAGAGCAGCAGACCCUGUGGAGAUGGAGUACCAGGAAGCCGUCAGCAAAAAUACAUUCCAGCAGCUUGUGACUGACUUGGAGCCCUCCAUGAGCUACAGCUUCUACAUAAAGGCUUAUACCUCUCGGGGGGCAAGCAAGGCCUCUGACGUCGUGGUGGUGAGCACACUAGGAGAAGUGCCAGCCAUGCCAUCUCUCUUCAUCAAAGUCCUCAACAGCACCACCAUCCAGGCCACGUGGGAGCCCUCCAUCAAACUGGGCCAGCACGAAGGGUUCAAGCUCUACUACCGCAAAGUCCACCUUCCUCACUUUACCGGGCCCAUGUUUUUGGCCAGCAACAUCACAUCCUGCAACAUUACUCAGCUUGACCCAUCAGUAGUCUACGAAGUCAAGCUCCUCGCCUACAACCAGCAUGGUGAUGGGAAUGCCACUGUUCGCUUUGUGUCUCUUCGAGAGACUGUCGAAAGAACAGGGCUGAACCCACCGUGCAACUGCAUGAAGGACGGGCAAACCAAUAAGACGUCGGCCACUGGGAUAAUCAUUGGGAUCCACAUUGGAGUCACCUGCAUCAUCUUCUGUGUCCUCUUCCUCAUGUUUGGCUACCGAGGAAGGCUGCUGGUGUGCAAAGAUGUCCAGGAGCAGCUGUCAACCCCACAGGUCCCAAGAAGCCAGAGGAAUGCUGCAGGUCUUACCUCGAACGGAUCUGCUCAGAGGGACAGGGACAACCCAGAUGCAAACGGGAAGCAACUGGAUUUGAAUGAACUGGAAAGGCUCUUUCCAGCCUCGCCUCCCCCGCCUGAUCAACACAACAAGGAGAUUGUGCUGGACCAUAUUCCUCCUACCUCACAUGACAAAACCCAGACAUCCAUGCUUCCGCCGGAUGACUUCAGCAUCAUCGAAGAGGAGAGCGACACCCUCUUCCAGCCCCCGCACUCGGGGGCCCCCGGCAGGCCCCUCCUCAACGCCAGCCAAGAUGAGCCAGCUUUGAACCAAGCUCCAACCAAUGAAGGAUAAUUGCCAAGACUUUGAAGACUCUUAACGGGACCUCGCCAGCCACCAUCUCCCCACCCCCCCAACCCUACCCCUGGCGAUGUCUUUAAACCGACUCAUCAAUCUCAGGUCAAUUUUAAGAUUUCUGCGAUAUGUUUCUUAAUUUUUUUAUUACAUAUAUAUAUAUAAAUAUAUAUAUAUAUCUAUAUCGGUAGGCAGCCUUGCGGAAGCUCCAUGAAGUUUUUUCUUCCUGACUUGUCUCAGGCCUCCUAGUACAUUCCUUUCCAGCUGUUCGCUCUACAGCUACUGCGUUUGUGGCUUCUCAAGGCGCCUUCCUUGGCCAACUCCAUAAGACACCGAGAUGGGAACCUCUUAUCGUCUUGGUUCACCAACGUUCAGUCCCUCGUUGGCAGCUUUAGGAUGACUCUCCUCCCACAGAUCUGCCAUUGUGAAAUGUGUUGAGAGAGCAGAUUGGAACGGGACCCUCCUCUCUAACCUAGCUCCGGGAGAGGAAGAAAAAAAACGUUCAGGUGCUAAGUUGGUUGGCCAAACUUCUGGGUGCAUUUGACGACAUUUUUUGUCGCAUGUGUUUCAAGUCUCUCUGUCUCUAAUUCUCAGGAUGUUUUGUUGCCGACAAACUAUUUUAAAGGCAAAGCGAGUGUGUCAAAAAGAAAAAGAAAAA
Messenger RNA from Podarcis raffonei (Aeolian wall lizard), 3502 nucleotides. RefSeq names its product immunoglobulin superfamily DCC subclass member 3 (gene IGDCC3). The record is from RefSeq and is a predicted model, not a curated record. Lineage: Eukaryota; Metazoa; Chordata; Lepidosauria; Squamata; Lacertidae. Gene Ontology annotation, biological process: axon guidance; cell-cell adhesion. Gene Ontology annotation, cellular component: axon; plasma membrane. Gene Ontology annotation, molecular function: protein binding. The transcript is spliced from 14 exons. The coding region runs from base 475 to 2844 and encodes 789 amino acids.